GCUAUAGACCUUUUUCACAAAAACCGGAACUAGUCACUCGUCGCGUUGUCUCACUUCUGGUUAGCGCUGGUUGAAUGGAAAAUGGAGCGAGUAUAUUCAACAAGUUUAUUAAACUUACCAAAUUUUACUUUUGCGGACGUGGUGAGAGUUACAGCGGCGAAAACACCAACGAACAAGCUGGACAAAGGCUACAAAUUCUUUCAUGAAGAAUACAUUCACAGUUAUCAAGUAUCAAAUGUAGUCGAGGGACAGAUAGUUGUCAAAGCUAGGUGCUUCAGGUCCAUGAGGAAGAGUGAGGAGCCUCACAGAGUCCAGAUCUCACUGGGAGCAGAAAAGGCUAACUUAUCAGCCUUUUCAUGUAGCUGUGUGGCUGGUAAAGGGUUCUGCAACCAUGUAGUUGCCCUUCUGUACCAGACUGCACAUUAUUCACAGCUCCGUCUGCCUGCUGUUCCACCCGCUCUGGCCUGCACAAGUGACUUGCAAAGAUGGCACAGACCAAGAACACAGGGGAUCCAUCCUGAACCUGCCGCUUCACUUGUGGUGCGUAAGCCAAAGACUGUGGGGAAGAGUGGCUUGAGGUCCACCCUGUACAGAGCAUAUACAGGACCACUUCCAGAUCCAGACAUCAUUGCAUCUGGAGAAAAGCUACGCCAGCUGCAGCCCCAGCCUCUCAUGGCUCUUGUUUUGGAUGGACUCUCUGAAAUAGAACUGACACCAUCUAGAUUUGGACCUGUGCCACGUGGAUCCCCAAUGUCAUACCACUGCCCACCUGAAAAAUCCAGUGGCUAUAUAGUCCACCACAUGGCUCCUGAGUUCCCACCUCUUCCUUUGAUGCAACACAUUCUUUCAAAUAUGUGUUUUGUUCCCACUUUGCAUCAGCUCAUGCAUCUACAGUCUCUUCAAAUCUCACCUGAAAUGUCUGCUGAAAUUGAGAAAGGAACCAGAGAGCAGUCCAGAUGUCCAUCCUGGGCACAGCUUCGCCGACCAAGGCUAACUGCUAGCCGCUUUCAUGAUGCAUGCUGCUACAAGAGAGGAAGUGAGGAGCAGGAGUCUGCUGCUGUGGCUCUUGCAGCUAAAAUGAUUAGAGGGUCCACCAAACAAACCACAGCCAUGAAACGUGGUCUACUGAUGGAGCCUGAGGUGCUGGCAAACUAUGCUGAGCUGAUGCGUGUCAAUGUGCUGCCUGCAGGAUUCAUUAUUCACCCCGAAGCACCACAUCUUGGGGCAAGCCCAGAUGGCAGGGUGUACGAUCCAUCAGAGUCCCCCUCAUUUGGAUUGGUUGAAAUAAAAAGCAGCACUAAGAAUGAUGUGUCCCAGGUCGCGCACCUGAAAGUGCAGGAUGGCCACGCCUGUCUGAGGCACUCGCAUUCAUAUUACUGGCAGGUACAAGGUCAGUUGGCAGUUACCGGUUUGGAAUGGUGUGACUUUGUCACUGACACACUAACAACUUUAACUGUUGAGAGAGUGUGGCGUGAUGAGCUGUUUAUUGAGCAGAUGAAGGCAAAAUUAGACAUGUUCUACUAUAACACCUUCAUCAAUGUAUAUAUUUCUUCACAGUAGAAUUGUUUACUGUUUCUAUUUUACUUUUGUUCUUUCAGUUGUUUUUUUUUUGGAAAAUGUUUAAAGUUUCAGUGCUUGAAUUGACUGAACUGAAGUUUCAUAUGUCACAGCAGGUCAACUGUUAAUAGUCCAACGUUUUACAUUUAUGAAAUAUGUAUACCGAUAGCCGCAUAAUAUGGAGAAAAAUGAAAUAAAACAUUUGGCAUUUUG
Messenger RNA from Oryzias melastigma (Indian medaka), 1770 nucleotides. RefSeq lists its product as uncharacterized. NCBI's taxonomy places the organism in Eukaryota, Metazoa, Chordata, Actinopteri, Beloniformes, Adrianichthyidae. Gene Ontology annotation, molecular function: zinc ion binding. The transcript has 5 exons. The record is from RefSeq and is a predicted model, not a curated record. The coding region runs from base 82 to 1560 and encodes 492 amino acids.